This is a messenger RNA of Coffea arabica (coffee), 435 nucleotides long. NCBI's taxonomy places the organism in Eukaryota, Viridiplantae, Streptophyta, Magnoliopsida, Gentianales, Rubiaceae. The record is from RefSeq and is a predicted model, not a curated record.
AUGAUUGAUGAAUACUAUGAGAAGAAGCAAAAGAAGAAGACAGAGGAAAGAGAGACCAUGACUCAUGAAAUGAACACUAUUGAGGGGAAAAAGAGGAAAAAAUUGGAGUCAAGUAAAGUCACAAGAAAUGUCGAAGAAAUGGUUAGAAUUAGCAGCAGUAGCAGUGAUGAAGAGCAAGAAGGGGAAAAUGCUAAUCGAAAAAUCUUCAAUAGAAAGAGAAAGAGAACUGCUAAAAAGAUUUUCAAUGAUGAGAGUAGUGAAAAUAAUGUUAGGAUUUUGGGUAAAGAGGAAGUGGUAGAAGAAGUGAAAUUGAAGAAAUUUAACAGGAGGAGGAGGAGAAGGAGGAGAGAAACUAUUUAUAAGGGUAAGAAUGAUGAUAGGAAACGGGAAGUAGUGUUAAGAUUUAGCAAGAACACGAAAAGGGUGAAGAAGUGA